Molecule: messenger RNA, 499 nt
Organism: Saccostrea cuccullata (small rock oyster)
Lineage: Eukaryota; Metazoa; Mollusca; Bivalvia; Ostreida; Ostreidae
Exons: 3
Coding region: 62-499 (145 amino acids)
Source: RefSeq, a predicted model, not a curated record
UUAAACAUACAGAAUAUUCCAUGUGAAGUAACAGCAAGAUACCUCAGAAUUAUUACAAACUAUGAAGCUCCUGAAAAUGAAAAUUUCACAAUCACAGGUGCUAUACUUGAAAUAUGCGAAAUUCAAGUUUAUGGUGAUUGUAUGCCUGGACACUAUGGUCAAGCAUGUCAGCCUUGUAAUAAGAACUGUCAAUACGGCUCUUGUGAUGGAGGUGAUGGUCGAUGUAUCAGAGGAUGUGCUCCAGGAUAUUAUGGAUCUCACUGUAAUUGGAUCUGUAGUCAAAACUGUAAAAACAACGUCUGUGAUCAGACUAAUGGCACCUGUUCGUGCGUCCCUGGAUGGAAUCCACCACAUUGCGAUGGUUGUCUACCGGGAUACUUUGGCCCAGCAUGUCAGCCUUGUAGCAAGAUCUGUCGGGAGGGCUCUUGUGAUGGUGGUGAUGGUCGAUGUAUCAGAGGAUGUAGUCAAGGAUAUUAUGGAUCCUAUUGUAAUCGAAUGA